AUCAUUUUGGGUUUCUUUCAGCUUCAUUUGUUCUCAGAGCUCUCUCUCUCUGAUUCCGACUCCGUCUCUCGAAUCUUCUAGAGGAGAGGAGAAGGUUCGUCCGUCUUCAUCAUGGCGAAUAGCAAUCUCCCUCGACGAAUCAUCAAGGAGACUCAGAGGCUUCUCAGCGAACCAGCUCCGGGGAUUAGUGCUUCUCCUUCAGAAGAAAACAUGCGCUACUUUAAUGUGAUGAUUCUUGGUCCAGCUCAGUCUCCAUAUGAAGGUGGGGUUUUCAAGUUGGAGUUGUUUUUGCCUGAAGAAUAUCCAAUGGCACCUCCCAAGGUCCGUUUCCUGACCAAAAUAUAUCAUCCUAACAUUGAUAAGCUUGGUAGGAUAUGCCUUGAUAUUCUGAAAGACAAAUGGAGCCCAGCCCUCCAAAUCCGAACAGUACUUCUGAGCAUUCAAGCACUUCUUAGUGCUCCAAACCCUGAUGACCCACUUUCUGAAAACAUCGCAAAGCACUGGAAGUCAAAUGAAGCAGAAGCUGUUGAGACAGCCAAGGAGUGGACCCGCUUAUAUUCAAGUGGUGAAUAAUUCAGGGAAUUCAUUGCUCAAAAUUUAAUUCUUGCUAUUGUAUGUUGAAUUGAAUACACCCCUUUCUUAGAAUGUAAACACGUAAAAACCGGAAUACUUUUAGUCCUUGUUUGUUGAUAAUCACUUCCAUUUCUCUGUGAUGUUCAUUUACUGAAUCAUGGCUUUUAAAGUAUAUACUUGCUGUUGCCAAUGCUGAUUUUGAUCUUCAUUCCA
Argentina anserina (silverweed cinquefoil) is the source of this 786-nucleotide messenger RNA. RefSeq names its product ubiquitin-conjugating enzyme E2 36-like. Gene Ontology annotation, cellular component: nucleus. NCBI's taxonomy places the organism in Eukaryota, Viridiplantae, Streptophyta, Magnoliopsida, Rosales, Rosaceae. The coding region runs from base 112 to 573 and encodes 153 amino acids. The transcript has 8 exons. Gene Ontology annotation, molecular function: ubiquitin conjugating enzyme activity. The record is from RefSeq and is a predicted model, not a curated record. Gene Ontology annotation, biological process: DNA damage tolerance; protein K63-linked ubiquitination.